AUGUCUGACGAGGGCAGCGCUGCGGCCGCGGCGGACAGCACGCCAGUGGUGCGCCAGGUUGCCGUUCGCGGCGUCGAGAUGGUCAAGCAACCAAAGCCACACGUCGUGUACAAGAUUGAGGUGUUUACGCAAGCAAACCACUGGACUGUGUCGCGGCGAUACACAGAGUUCCAUCAGCUAUACACUGAGCUGGCACAAUCGAUCACAUUCCCAGCCAACAUAUUCCCUCCAAAGCGCGUCAUCAAGUCCAUGGCACCAGAGUUUAUCGAACUUCGGCGAGUGGCACUGCAGGAAUUUCUCCACGAGGUGGUCCUGGGCAAGUACAAGCAGGCGGCCUCCAAAUCGAAGGCGUUGCAAGCCUUCUUGGAGCUGGAUUCGCAGCUCAAUCACUGCUCCAUCAGCAACGUCGAGGGCAUCGGCGCCAUCCAUCUUCAGCUGACAGAGUUGCGAGCACACAAUUGUAUCCGCCAAUUGCAAGAUGUGCUGGUGGAAGCUGUUGUGCAGCAUGCCCCUGAAGAUGCUCAACUAGAGUACCACAUCCUCCCAUGGGCUCAGAUUGUGACUGCAGACUUUAGCAACAAUGGCUUGCCCAUGAUUGAUGAAUCGGUGAUGCUGUUGCCAAACGUUGUGAAAUUGGACUUGAGCUACAACGCUCUGGAAACGGUCGACCACUUGCAGAGACUCGAACGUCUGUACUCGCUCCAGCACCUCGAUCUUUCGCACAACUUGAUUGCAGACGUGCACGAAACAACGCGCCUCGGAUCAAUGCCGUGUCUCGAAUCGCUCAAGUUGAUUGGAAACCCCAUGGUUGGCGCAAGCGCCAUUGCCAUCAACUCGGUGGCGGCUUCAGGCGGAGAAGGCAUCUCCACCUCGACCAAAAAGUGGUCGCAUUCCAAGUAUCGAAUUUACGUCCUUUCGCGCUUUGGCGACCGAUUUCGUGAAGUUGUUCUGGAUGAUGUGAUCGCCACGCCCGCAGAACAGAAAAAGGUACAAAAGCUGUUGGCCAAGCAACAUGCAGAGCGCGCUGUUGCUGCAGUGGGUGCUUCGACCGACCAAUCCGAUUCUCCUGCGAGACAACGGUCAUCAAGUGAAAUGGCUGGCAGCAGGCCGGCGAGAUUGUCGGUGGGGCGUGUCUUGUUCGAGGCUCCUGCGCCAACCCGGGACUUGUCGCGAUCUCCGCCUGCUCGAGACAUCGAUCCGCGAAUCUCACUGUCGAGUAUUGAGGACGAGCUUCUCGCCUUUUCUGUCACGGAUGCUGCAAAGAAGAAUGCAUCUGGGAAGGGCAAGCGGCCACGCUCUGUGAAGAUUGGAGAGACGGUGACGGCUCGAAAAUCAACGCCGUUUGCAGGGGACGUUCCAGACCGAUCGGCAGACAUCACUGCAUCUUUCAUCCCCAAGGCGCAUGCCGCGCCUGUUAGCUCUAUGAGUGCUGAUUUCCGAAAGCAAGUCGAGAAUGUCAGCAAGGAAGGAGGCACAGCCAUGUCUGAGUUUCUCACAGAUCUGCUGGGUGUGGACGAGAAGCCGCCGUCGCCGAAUUCGUCCUCGCCAACAAUGUACCCCGUUCGCACAGACAAUGCCCAGUUUGUGUCGCAGCUGACAGCAGCGCCAUCUGCAGCCCAACCUCAGCAGGAUGUUCUCACGCUGGAUUACUUGGCGCGCAUCAAAGGGUUUGUCGACGACGACAAGGCCAAGAAGCCCAAGAAGGACAAGCCGCGCAAAAUCGGAAGUCCCGCCAAGCGAAAGUCCGGCGACGUCAGCCAGCUCAUUGCCAAUACCACCACCUCGCAGUCUCCUGUGGCAGCAGCUUCUCCCGCAGCCCCACUCUUGCUUCUACCCAAGCUCAUUCGUGAUGUCAAAGCCUCGCAUAGCGCCAGUUCAUCACCACCAUCGACCACGCUGAUGGUGUCGGUGAUUGAACGAACGCUUCAGGAUGGCGACACGGCAUCUUCUUCGACGCCUCCUCCGGCGCCAGUGUCUUGCGUUCUCAGCAUCGACGUGGCCAAGCGCAACAUGUUGGAGAUUGACAUGAGCACGGCGCGCCCGCGGGCAAAGCGAGACCUGAAUUGUCUGAUCUCAAUGGCGACUGGAGACGAGUCGGCUGAGCGCCCGACUAUUACUCUCACCAUCCGCAUCCCAGGCGAUGAUUCAAGCGCCUCGUCGGGCGCGUUGGAGGUGACGUAUUCGCUCGACAGCUUACAGCAAGUCGCAGAGCUCUACGUCCUUCUCGAGCCCUUUAUUGUUCAAAAACCGGACGCCAGCCUGAAGGCGGAUGCUGCUGAUUCGCUGGCCAACAACGUUCAAAGCGAAACGACGAGCGCGACUGGUAAUGGAGCCUCGGCAGUGAUUCCAAGUGAAGCUGGUCCAGCCACAACCACCUCCACCAGCAACAGCGACAGCCCCAUUCCCCCUCCCGAGAAGACGAUCGAAGAGCAGCAGGCCGCGCUCGCGGAGGCCCAGAUUGCCACGCAUGCUGCUCACCUUGCUCGGUUGCAACCUGUAGUCAUCAAGUUUCUGCGCAAGGCUGGCGCAUUUGCCGAAACCGACAAGCUGGUCCACUUGCUCGAGACGCGCUAUGUUCAGUAUGGCGGCUGGGGCGGUUCGUAUCUGCUCAGUGUCGGCGAGAGCUCUAGUGCAUUUGCAGAGCAUCGUGUUUUGCUGGCUUUGACGUCUUCCGCCUUGUUUGCGCUCGAAGAAGCGUCAACCACUUCCGUGCAUGCCGCUGAAGGCGGAGCACAGGCGAUGGGGCUACCCGCGCCGCCGGCGAACAUCCAUCUUGGCUCGUAUGCGCCCUUCCGCACCAGUACACGCUUGACAGUUGCGGCGGCCUUCCCACUGCAGUCUGUCCGUGCCGUGCUCGUCGGCCUGUUCGACCAGAUGUUCCGCGUCGAGUUUUCCCAGCGAGAAUCCUUUGUCUUCUUGACGCGCGACUUUUCAUUGACGCAUCAGUUCUUGAACUCGCUCGCAUCAGCCAUCAAGGAGCGCCAACGCGCACUGAUUGAGCAAAAGCAGCAGCAAGCAGCCAAAACUUCUGUGAAUGCUGCCAAAGAGGAUCCGUCGCUCGCGGCAUAUUCCUACACAUCCAUCUACAACCAAAAGACUGCGGACGAGCUGGAGCGAGAGCAGGGCGGAGACAACAUUUACAGGCAGGCGAUCGAUGACAGUGACACUGAAUUUGUCUAUCCUGAUACGACGGCACUCGACACACUGCGCUUCCGCCUGUGCGAGCAAAACAUGGACUUGGAGCUGCCCGACGAGUUCAACCCCAUCAACUACACCAUGGCGUAUCAGGUCAUUCCCGCGCACUCGGCCAACGAAGAGGCCAUCUUGCUGCCUCGAACCUUGGUGCUCUCCAACCGUUGUGCGUACCUUGUGCAGGAAGAUUAUGGCCGCUGGCCUUUGCCCAGCUUUGUGACUCUGGUGCCCGACUCGCCGCAGUACAUGGUCUUGUCGGUGCAUCCAAUCGGUGCUGCUGUGGCUAUCGAGCUCUCCCAGUCCGAUCCACGGCACGUUGCCAUCUGCUUUGACCCGUCCAUUCGGUUGAGGUGGAAUAGCUCACUCUCUUCGUCGCAAAGCCUGCCGGCGCGGUUCUCGAUGGGUCCAGUGCGCGAUAGCGCAGACAUCUUACCCGUCGGUGGUGGCGAGACCUGGACUUUGCGGCUGUGCACCAUGGCCGAGCGUGACAACUUUAUCAAAGUGUUCCGGCGUCUUUGGGCGGACACGUUCCAGGAAGAGCUGAUUGUGACCUGGGCCAAGUGA
Messenger RNA from Capsaspora owczarzaki ATCC 30864, 3756 nucleotides. RefSeq lists its product as hypothetical. NCBI's taxonomy places the organism in Eukaryota, Filasterea, Ministeriida, Capsasporidae. The transcript has 9 exons. Bases 1 to 3756 code for a protein of 1251 amino acids. Gene Ontology annotation, molecular function: protein binding; phosphatidylinositol binding. Gene Ontology annotation, cellular component: cytoplasm. The record is from RefSeq and is a predicted model, not a curated record.